This is a messenger RNA of Cydia strobilella, 1713 nucleotides long. Its product is annotated as putative aminopeptidase W07G4.4. The coding region runs from base 67 to 1713 and encodes 548 amino acids. Gene Ontology annotation, cellular component: cytoplasm. The transcript has 12 exons. Gene Ontology annotation, molecular function: metalloaminopeptidase activity; manganese ion binding. The record is from RefSeq and is a predicted model, not a curated record. Gene Ontology annotation, biological process: proteolysis. NCBI's taxonomy places the organism in Eukaryota, Metazoa, Arthropoda, Insecta, Lepidoptera, Tortricidae.
CUGUAUUGCAUUUAUUUACUAAAAUGUAGUACUCAAUUCAACGUAAAAACAUGAUUUAUUUCGCACAUGAAGUUGUUGUUUUUGUGUAUCGCAAAUAAUUAUAUUCAGUAUAAGUAUGCAUUAGUAGGCGUUACUUUAAUAUUGCUCAGUUAUUCCCCGUUCGACCGCAGCAUCGUUCGGACCAUUUCCAAAAUGGGCACGGAACAGAAGGUCCACAACGUCCCAGUUUCCCUCAUCGGGGAGAUUAACAGCACCAACCAUGAUGCCUUAGUAGUGGUCACCGUGCCCGGGACACCUCCACCACAAGCCUUGGAGGACUUCAUAGCGGCGGCGGUACAGACCGACAAGGGUCUAGAGAAGAAACCGGGCGUGCUGCACUGCGCUCGUGUGUCCGGCAACCGACUUGUUCUCUCGCCCACUGGACCCCUCACACCGUACGAUGAUGUCAGGUCUGUCUACGAGGCAGCUUUAGCAGGCGUGCGUCGCGCGGCUGAAGCCGGUGCGCACCGGCCCGUGGUGGCCCUGCCGGCGGCCCCCGCCUGGCCUAGGGCUCCACUUGUGGCCUUGCUCGGAGCCCUGGAGGUGCUCUAUGUGCCCAUCCAAAUCCGAGAGACGUUCCCGUCGCAGGCGCACUCGAUCAAGUCGCUCGGUGUGUACGGCGAGGGUGUUGCCAACAUUAACAACGUAAUACGUGAUGCCUGCGCUUUAGAGGCUGCCAGAGGCGUGUCUCGCGACAUCGGCGGAGCGGACCCCGAGCGCAUGACGCCGCUCCGCGUCGCCGAAUACAUUCGCGGCGCGUUCGGCCCGAGCGUGCGCGUGCGCGUCGAAGACGAUCCCAACAAGCUGGCCAAGAACUACCCGCUGUUUGAGGCAGUCAAUAGGGCUGCGAACCAAGUUCCAAGGCACAAAGGCUGUGUAAUCUUCUUGGACUACGAACCGGAGAGCUACGAGGAGACGGUGAUGUUGGUCGGCAAGGGCGUGACGUACGACACCGGCGGCUGCGACAUCAAGGCGGGAGGUGUGAUGGCCGGCAUGUCGCGCGACAAGUGUGGCGCUGCCGCCGUCGCAGGCUUCCUCAAGGCUUGCGAGCUCCUGAAGCCCAACCUUCGCGUGUCAGCAGCGCUCUGCAUGGUCCGCAACUCCGUCGGCUCCGAGGCGUACGUGGCCGACGAGCUGAUCAAGUGUCGGCGCGGACUCGCCGUGCGGGUCGGGAACACGGACGCCGAGGGAAGGAUGGUCAUGGCGGACGUGUUGGAUGAGAUGCGCGAACGAGCGGAGUCAGCGCGCAACCCGCACGUGUACACCGUGGCCACGCUCACCGGGCACGCCGUGCGCGCCGUGGGGCCCGCCUACACUAUCGUGAUGGACAACCAUGCUGCAAGGGCUAAAGGCCACGCGGAAGCUUUCCGAGCCUCUGGCGAGACCAUCGCCGACAUGGUGGAGGUGUCCACUAUCAGGCGCGAGGACCUGGCCUUCCACCGCGGACUCUGCCCGGGGGAUCACGUCCACCAGGCCAACAACCAGCCCUCCACACAGACCAACCGUGGCCACCAGGGUCCGGCCGGCUUCCUGCUGCUGGUGUCGGGGCUGGCGGCGGGCGGGGUGCCGUACUCGCACGUGGACGUGGCGGGCGCGGCGGGCUCCCUCCCCCUCCCCCCCACCGCCGCGCCGCUGCUCGCGCUCGCCGCGCACUACAAGCUGCUCGGCUGCUGA